Molecule: messenger RNA, 5765 nt
Organism: Cataglyphis hispanica
Lineage: Eukaryota; Metazoa; Arthropoda; Insecta; Hymenoptera; Formicidae
Product: sterol regulatory element-binding protein 2-like
Exons: 14
Coding region: 367-5679 (1770 amino acids)
Biological process (GO): regulation of transcription by RNA polymerase II
Cellular component (GO): nucleus
Molecular function (GO): ATP binding; RNA polymerase II cis-regulatory region sequence-specific DNA binding; DNA-binding transcription factor activity, RNA polymerase II-specific
Source: RefSeq, a predicted model, not a curated record
CGCUUAUUGUAUUUAUCAUUUCUUUCGCCUCGCUAUUAGACAAAGCCGACAUAUGGCAGUGAAAAAAUAAACGAUAUUAUUGUCGUUUUUUUUUUUGAAAAUUGACAAAUUGAACAGAUUGUAUUUUCAAUCCUAUUAAUAAAAUGCCGGAGGCGUCGAUUUUGCGAGUUUAGUAUCACACGCGAUGACGCAACAUCGUCCGAUCUGUAGGCGCGCUUGGAUUGGCCACAUGAUGAUCAUACGAUCGUUUAUAAUUUUUAGUAUUGCGUUUGACAUAUCGGUGUUGUGCUCGAACGAGCUAUCUAUUGUUCUUGGAUUUAUUCGAUGUGAGACAAAAUAUUUAAAAAUCUGACAUCGCAGGGUACAAUGGCAGACCCAGGCGGAUGGACGCCGGCCCAAGACAAUGAUUUCUCCAAUUUUCAAUCGAAUGACAGCUUCAAUUUGAAUGAAGUCACUGGCAUCGAUGAUCUUUUAACAAAUUGCGAGAAUGAGUUAUUGAAAAAUGAGCUUUUCAGUGAUGAAGCUUUACUUUCUGAACUAGAAGAUCCUAUACCAGUGGAUGGGAAUACAUUUGAUUUUUUAAAUAUCGACAAUGAUGAGUUUAAGGAUUUUAAAGACUUCAAAGAUCCAGCUAUUCUUCAAUCACCAAGUACAAAUGUCAUAGUAACGCAACAAGCAGUAACAGAUAGUAAUCAACCUGUUGCUUAUAUGCAGCAAGAUAUUACAUCAAUACCGCAAACUAGACCACAGAGAAUAGUGGCUUCAACAACACCUACAGUGUUUAGCUCGCAAUAUGCGAUACCACAAAAUGUAAAUUUUAAUGUUCAAUCUCCAAAUGUUGUAACUUUGGCUCCAGUUGCCCAACAGCGGCAGCUCCUUCUACCAGCUAAAUUGAUAAAAUCAGAGUCUCUUGUGUAUUCUAAAAAUGGACAAACCAUUACAUCGACUCCUGUUCCACAUCAGAUACAUACUCUUGUAAAUACUGCAAAUGGAACAGUGUUAACUACUGGAAUUCCUGUAGUACUGGACACUGACAAAGUACAAAUUAAUCGUCUAAACACAACUACACAUGUGGGCGUACCAAGAGUGAGAGAAGUGAAACGUAGCGCUCACAAUGCUAUCGAGCGACGCUAUAGGACAUCAAUCAAUGAUAAGAUAAUUGAAUUGAAGAAUAUUAUAGUUGGUGUUGACGCCAAAUUAAACAAAUCAGCUAUCUUACGGAAAACUAUCGACUACAUCAGAUAUUUGCAAAACACGAACGCAAAAUUAAAAGCUGAGAAUAUAUCGCUGAAAAUGGCCGCUCAACGACAAAAUCUUCGCGAUCUGUUGGUGUGCGGGGAACUUACGCCUCCGCGUUCAGAUUCGAGCGAACCAUCCCUAUCACCUGCACCUGCACCAAUGUCUCCGCCUUCUCCAUCGUCAGUAAAAGAUGAUUCAGAUGUUCUACAGAAUCUUCAUUCAGUAUCCAAUUCUGGCAUGAGAGAUCACACCCGAUUGACAUUGUGUGGAUUUAUGCUGCUCUUCUUGGCAUUCAAUCCUCUUGGUAUUCUUAUGAACAAUGUUGGAAAAUUCAAUUCUGAUUAUUUAAACACGAGAUUGGACGGACGGACGAUACUCAAUUAUCAAGAUCAACCAGAAUCAGACAAACAACUGUGGAGUAAUGUUAUUAUUUGGUUUAUCAAUCUGAUACUUCUGGCGGGUGGUCUCUGUAGACUGUUGCUGUACGGUGAUCCUGUUUUUCCUACCGGCAGCAAAAUCUUUCUUGAAUUACGUCGUUGGAGACGUCAGGCCGAAUUUAAUAUAUCCAAACAUGAGUACAAUCAGGCAUAUCGAGAUUUACAUCAAUGGUUGCAAUACUUUGGUCGGUCUUUUCCGUUAUCGCGCACAGAAAUUUAUCUCGCGACUAUGUGGCAAAUAGUGAGGCAAAUUCUUCAUAAAUUAUGGCUGGGAAGAUGGAUCACACUGAUCGGCAAGUGGUUCUCUGAGAAAUCGGAACGGGAACAGGCGGAGAUGUCUGUAGAAAUUGCGGUUGUCUAUCAACACAUGCUCUGCCUUCGUCUGUCCGAGGGUACGAAAGAUUCGACACUGUAUCUCGCUUUAUGCGCUGUCAAUUACGCUGAGAUCGCUGGCGAGAGUAUGCCGAAGCCACUACUGGCAGAAAUAUACGUGAACGUCGCGUUAUGUUUGAAACAAUCUCUUUUCCCAUACAUACACAAAUAUUAUCUAGGAAAGGCGCGCGUUUUGCUGUCCUCAUGCGCCGUUCCUCCGAAAUUAAAGUGGAUCAUGACUGACGAAGGUGCGAGAUUCUUGGCAUCCCAAAAGUGGCGAUACAAGAAACAAUCCGAUAGCGAGUUUACAUCACAAAGCAGUCGAGCGGAUCCGCUAUCAUAUGCAGCUCGCGCCUAUAGAAAUCAUCUGAUCGAACAGUGCUUACGUUUAUUGACCGGUACGGUCGGAGAGUGCCACGCAUCCACUGUACUCGAAUUGGGACGAAUCAUCAUGGCUUCUGCAGAAGUGGAUGCCUGUUUCCCAUCUAUUGACAAAAUCAGUGUAGCAACGUGCGAAGAUGAAAUUGGAUUAUGGUGGGGAGCAGUGAUUUGCGCAACCGCGAGUUGGAGAUUAGGAGAGGAAGAUUCGAAGGCAUGGAACAUUGUGGAGAAUAAAUUUCCUUAUGAAAGGAAUUUUCAAAUAAGUGAUGAUAGCAGCAGCAGUCCAUUACCACAUGCUGUAUUCAAUGUUCUACAGGCAGCAAAACAUUCUACAAAGAUGGCUUCCAUGCGUUUCAUUGAUCAGGCAGGAUUACUACUGGAACAGUCUAUGGUGUACUAUCAUUGCAAGGAGCAAUCAUCGCAGCAAGUUUUGCUUACUCAAUUAUGGAUUUGCGACUGGCUUCUCGAAAUACGUACAACACUGUGGCAAGAUUUAAGUCAAGAUGUAGAAUUGGAAAAAUCUGUCGCGAAUAUGUCUCUUGCGGGAUUCCAACGUGACUUGGCAUGCCUGAGACAAUUGUGUCAACACAUCCCAUCUGUAUUGGCACGAGUGUUUCUGUAUGAAGCUACAGCACGCAUUAUGGCUGGAGCGACACCGGUAAAGACUCAGAUUUUGCUGGAUCGAAGUUUGCAUCACAGAAACUCGCGUUCCUCGAUUAUAUGUGGCAAGGAUCGAUCGCAGGAGCAGAACAAUGGCGAGCGGGAGCAUGCCGUUGCGUUAUGUUUAGCAUGCAGACAUCUGCCAACGCUACUGUUAGCUUCGCCGGGAGAACGCGCCGGUAUGCUCGCGGAAGCUGCUAAAACGCUUGAACGAAUAGGGGAUAGAAAACGUCUUCAAGAAUGUUACAAAUUGAUGCGACAAUUAGGCUCAGCGAUUACCGUUAAUACAUCAAUCGCCAGUAAUGUCAAGUUUAAUAAUACACCAUUGGAAGAAGAAAAGGCAAAAGGAAGAAAAAGACGUUACAAUGAGAUUGAAAUUGAAAGAAAACAACUUAUGGAAGAAGAAUAUAAUCGUGAAAUACAUGAACAAAGAUACAAGCGAUUGAUGAAUUUGUUGAACAAAAGUAAAUUUUAUUCUUCUUUUUUAGUAAAUAAAAUUAAAAAAGGAAAAGAUGUUAAGAAGAGAGGAAGGCCUAUUAUUAAUAAUGAAAAUGUACCACCAUCAAAUAAGAAAACAAGUAGACAUGAUAUAGAAAACUACAAUAUACAAGAAUAUAUAUCUCCAGAAAUUAGGAAACAAAUGCAGACUAAAAAAAAGCAAAAAAAUCUAAGUCAAGAAGAUAUAAAAGCAGAACUGAUGUCUACAGAUUCAGAGAUUGAAACAGAAUCAUCUACUAUGCAAAACACUGCUAUUUUACCAAAAUAUUUUUGUGGUGAAUUAUAUGAUUACCAGCAAGCUGGUUUGGAAUGGUUAAAAGUACUUUAUGAGAAUGCUUUAAAUGGGAUUCUAGCUGAUGAAAUGGGGCUUGGAAAAACAGUACAAGUGAUAGCCUUGAUAUGUCAUCUUAUAGAGAAGAAACAAGCGGGACCUUACUUAAUAAUUGCACCUCUUUCUACGAUACCAAAUUGGAUGUUAGAAUUUGAGAGAUUUGCUCCUGACAUACCAGUUGUGUUAUUUUAUGGUACACGAUCUGAAAGAGAGGCUAUACGCAUAAAAAUUAAAGAUAAACACCAUGUUACAGAUGGUUACAAAACACAACCUGUUGUAAUUACUAGCUAUGAAAUACCAUUACAGGAAAAUAGAUUUCUUCAGUCUCAAAAGUGGAGAUAUAUCAUAAUAGAUGAAGGACAGAGAAUAAAAAAUUAUAACUGUAUGCUAGUGAAGACCUUGAAAAUGAUGCAAUCUAUGAAUAGGCUAAUACUGACUGGAACUCCACUUCAGAAUAAUUUAGCCGAAUUAUGGUCCCUUUUAAACUUUUUGUUACCGGAAAUCUUUGAUGAUUUAGCAGUGUUUGAAUCAUGGUUUGAUGUUAAAGAGCUUGAACAGGAAGGCGCCGAAAAAUUUUUGAAACAAGAAGAAGAGAAACAUGUGUUAUCAUCGUUGCGCGAAAUUUUGAAGCCGUUUAUGUUAAGACGAAUAAAAACUGAGGUUCAUUUAGAUAUUCCUCCUAGGAAGGAAUUGAUAGUCUAUGCACCGCUCACGGAAUUACAACACGAACUUUACAAAGCAGUAUUAAAUUAUGAUUUAGAAACAUUGAGCAAAAUUGAAAAACCGGAUCCGAUUAUACAGACUUCAAACGGUGAAAAAUCGAAAAGACGAGCUUUCUUGAGAAGUAAAUACGGAUCCGCCAAAAAAUAUGAAUCUGAUAGUUUCAAAGAUGAAUCAUUACCAAAUACUUCGUUAGAAGAAAUCGAAAGUAGUAAUACAGAUGAGUGGAAAGCAAUGAAACCGAUGGACCAACAAAAUUUGUCAUUAUGGAAACAGUAUACUGAUGUUACAGAGCGUAAUAAGGAUUUUCUUGUCUGUAUUCAAUUUCAAAAUAGAAUACCAAUGUAUAAGAAGAUUGUAAAUCAUCCAUAUCUGGUUCACUGUCCAUUGGAUUCAGUUGGUUUGCCGAAAAUCGACGACGACUUGAUCAAAUCCUCUGGUAAACUUUUAGUGCUGGAUGCUAUGCUAGCGAAACUUAAAGCUCGGGGUCAUAAAGUUCUGCUAUUUUCAACAAUGACUAUGAUUUUGGAUAUGAUUGAAGAUUAUCUCUCAUUACGAAAUUAUAAUUAUGUGAGAUUAGAUGGUAAAAUUAAAAUUGAAGAGAGAAAAGAAAAUAUCAAAACUUUCAAUAAUGAUCCGAACAUGUUUAUGUUCCUUAUAUCUACUAGAGCUGGUGGAGUUGGAUUAAACUUGGCGAGCGCAGAUACUGUUAUUAUAUAUGACAGUGACUGGAAUCCACAAGCGGAUAUACAAGCUAUGGCACGAUGUCAUAGAAUAGGACAAACGAAACCUGUAGUUGUCUAUAGGCUGUGCACUAAAGGAACAGUAGAUGAAACGAUUAUCAAGCGUUCCGAGGCUAAACGUGUUUUAGAAAAAAUAGUUAUUUCAAAAGAAUGGCGUGGGCCAGUUUUUAAUAAAGAUGUUUUAUUAACAUUGAAGCAGUUAAUGGAAUCUAAGGAUUAUAAAGUUGUUACUUCUGAAAAUAAGGUGUUUACAGAACAACAGUUGAACAAACUAUUAGAUAGAAGCGAUAUGAAUUAAUAAACAAGACUUACAUAAAAUUCAGGAAUAAAUCAAGAAUAUACAAUAUAAUUACAAAUUAGAUUGUUAGAUAAGCAAAUGUUUAU